AUGACGGAUAGUGCAACAGCUAGUAGUAGCGUCUCGCAAAAAACAGCAAUGAAAGACGAAGGUAAAUUUGUCGAUUUACCAAAUGCAAAAGAAGGCGAAGUCGUUGUACGAUUUCCACCGGAAGCUAGCGGCUAUUUACAUAUUGGUCAUGCUAAAGCUGCCCUUCUCAACCAAUAUUAUCAAAAAACAUUCAAAGGUACAUUAAUUAUGCGUUUUGAUGAUACAAAUCCAGCAAAGGAAAAUGCGGAAUUUGAAAAGGUUAUCCUCGAAGAUUUGAAAAUGUUGGGUGUCACAUAUGAUCGCUUCUCGCAUAGUUCCGAUCAUUUUGACACGUUAAUGGAUUAUUGCAAGAAACUAAUUGAAAAAGGUAUUGCUUAUUGCGAUGACACAGAACCUGAAGAAAUGAAAGCUCAACGCGAACUACGUCAAGAAUCGGCCAAUCGCAAUAAUAGCGUAGAGAAAAAUCUAAAGAUGUGGGAAGAUAUGAUUGCUGGAAAUGAGAACGGUACAAAAUGCUGCGUUCGAUUGAAAAUCGACAUGCAAGCUAACAAUGGUUGUAUGCGUGACCCAACUAUUUACCGAUGUAAACCGGAGGAACAUGUACGAACAGGGAAUAAAUAUAAGGUUUAUCCAACUUACGAUUUCGCUUGUCCAAUUGUUGAUAGCGUUGAAGGAGUUACUCAUGCACUUCGAACAACUGAAUACCAUGAUCGAGAUGAGCAAUACUAUUGGAUUCUUGAUGCUCUUGGUCUUCGCAAACCAUUUAUUUAUGAAUAUGCACGUUUGAACAUGCAAUACACAGUGCUAUCAAAACGUAAAUUAACAUGGUUUGUCAAUGAGAAAAUUGUCGAUGGUUGGAAUGAUCCGCGUUUGCCAACCGUGCGCGGUAUUCUUCGCCGCGGUAUGACUGUUGAAGGCCUUCGACAAUUUAUCAUCGCUCAAGGUUCAUCACGAUCGGUCGUUUUAAUGGACUGGGAUAAGAUCUGGGCAUUCAAUAAGAAACAAAUCGAUCCUGUAGCACCACGUUAUACUGCUUUAUUGAAAAAUCAACUAGUCAACUUACAUUUGAAGAAUGUUACGAAGGAAGAGUGUAAUCAACAUCAAAAGCAUCCAAAAGAUCCAAGCAUUGGCAUGAAGAAUGUCUAUUCUGGUCCAACAGUACUGAUUGAAAAGGACGAUGCUGUACAAAUCACUGACGGACAGAUUGUUACAUUGAUGAAUUGGGGUAACAUCAAGAUUAAUCAUGUUAAAAAGAACAAUGCCGGUGAAAUCGAAUUGAUCGAAGGUGAAACUCAACUGGAUAAUAAAGAUUUUAAAAAUACUCUCAAAUUAACCUGGCUUGCUGAAACAAGUCAAGCACCAUUGACACCGGUGACCUGCAUUCAUUAUGAUAAUAUCAUGACAAAAGCAAAACUCGAUGAAGGCGAUACAUUCGAGAACUUCGUUAACUAUGGAUCAAAAUCUGAAUAUGACAUCAUCGGUGAACCAGACAUGGCUCAAUUGAAGAAAGGAGACAUUAUUCAAAUCCUUCGCAAAGGUUAUUAUAUCUGCGACAGUCCAUACAAUGCUGCUAGUAAACAACCAUGUAUUCUUCUGAAUAUUCCGGACGGAGGUACUAAAGAAAAGCCAACAUCAUUGAAAUCGACUGAUCCAAAUGCUUCUGGAGAUAAAUCAAAAGCUGCAACAGGAGCAACUGCAGCAGCCGUAGUAUCAAGUCCUGAAGCCGAUAAAUUAGUCGAACAGAUUACUCAGCAAGGUGAAAAAGUUCGAAAUUUGAAAGGCAAUAAAUCGUCACCAAAAGACGAAGUGGAUGGUGCAGUCAAAGAACUUUUAGCCUUAAAAGAGAAGUACAAAAAAUUAACUGGUGUUGAUUAUAAGCCAGCGAGUGCAUCAGCAUCAUCAUCAUCAAAUUCAGCGCAAAAGGAAAAUAAGAAACCAGCAUCGGCUCCUGCCACCGCUGCUGCUGGUGCUACGGCAACAUCGACAACGACAUCUGCAGAAGCUGAACAGCUUCUCGAAAAAAUAUCAAAACAAGGAGAUAAAGUGCGCGAACUCAAAGCAAAUAAAUCGGCAUCAAAAGAUGAGGUCACAGCUGCUGUGCAAGAAUUAUUGAAAUUAAAAGAGCAAUACAAAAGCCUAACAGGUACUGAUGUUCCAUCGACUGGUGCAGCUCCGGCACGUAAAGAAAAAGAAAAGAAGCCUGCUGCUACUGCCGCUAAGUCGGCCGAUAAUGAACAAGCGGCUGGAUCGGGCUCAUCAGACGUGAAAAAACAAACGAAACUUGGCAUUGAAGUCAAAAAAGAAGAAAAUCUUGCCGAAUGGUACGGACAGGUUGUCCGUAAGGGCGAAUUGAUUGAAAACUAUGAUGUAUCUGGAUGUUAUAUUCUUCGUCCAUGGGCUUAUUUUCUUUGGGAACAGAUAAAAGCUUUUGUCGAUGAAGAAAUCACGGCUAUGGGAGUGCAAAAUUGCUAUUUUCCACUGUUUGUUUCACAUAGUGCACUUCAUCGUGAACAAACCCACAUUGCUGACUUUUCACCAGAAGUUGCUUGGGUAACCAAAUCAGGUGACAGUGAAUUGGCUCAACCAAUUGCUGUACGUCCAACAAGUGAAACAAUCAUGUAUCCAGCGUAUGCUAAAUGGAUUCGUUCGCAUCGAGAUCUUCCAUUGAAAUUGAAUCAAUGGAACAAUGUUGUGAGAUGGGAAUUCAAAAAUCCACAACCAUUUCUUCGUACGCGAGAAUUUCUCUGGCAAGAAGGUCAUACAGCAUGGGCAACAGAGAAAGAAGCUUCCGAAGAAGUUUACCAAAUUCUCGACUUGUACGCUCGAGUGUAUUCAGAUUUAUUAGCCAUACCGGUAAUUAAAGGACGUAAAACAGAAAAAGAAAAAUUUGCUGGUGCUGACUGGACAACAACCAUCGAAGGUUACAUUGCUGCCAGUGGACGUGGUAUUCAAGCUGCAACAUCACACCAUUUAGGCCAAAACUUCUCGAAAAUGUUUGAAAUCACGUUCGAAGAUCCACAAACACAAGCUAAAACAUAUGCGUACCAAAAUUCAUGGGGUUUGACUACACGAACCAUCGGUGUAAUGACCAUGACCCAUGGUGACAACAAAGGUUUAGUUUUACCGCCACGCAUCGCUAAAUAUCAGAUCGUUAUCGUUCCAUGUGGUAUUACAGCAUCACUAUCGAAAGAAGACGAAGAUGCCUUAAUAAAUACAUUGAAAGAAAUUGAAGCUAAAUUGAAAAAAGCCGGUCUUCGUGUUUACGGAGAUUAUCGAGAUAAUUAUGCACCAGGUUGGAAAUUUAAUCAAUGGGAAAUGAAAGGUGUUCCAAUUCGUGUUGAAUUCGGUCCAAAUGAUAAAUCUCGUUCACAAUUAACUGUAGUACUCCGUCAUACAGGAGCGAAAUCAACAAUUCCCAUUGAAAACUGUGAAACUAAACUACGUGAAAUCCUCGAACAAAUUCACAGCGAUCUAUACGCUAAGGCUAAAGCCGAACUCGAUAGUCACAUUGUCGUUGUUAAAGAUUGGGCUGGUUUCUUGAAAGGUCUUGACAAUUCCUGUAUCAUGUUAACACCAUUCUGCGGUGAACCAUCAUGUGAAGAUAAUAUCAAACAAGAUAGUGCUCGAGAUGCUGUCGUUGAAGAAGGUGCACCAGCUAUGGGCGCUAAAGGUCUCUGUAUUCCAUUUGAACAACCAGAGAAACUUGCCGACAAUCAACAAUGUUGUCAUCCGGCAUGUAAAAACAAAGCGAAAUAUUUUACAUUGUUUGGUCGAAGCUACUAA
This is a messenger RNA of Adineta ricciae, 3783 nucleotides long. The record is from the annotation of a GenBank genome assembly. NCBI's taxonomy places the organism in Eukaryota, Metazoa, Rotifera, Eurotatoria, Adinetida, Adinetidae.